ACUUAUCUUCCUUGACCGGAGUUCCCAAGUCAUCGAAGAACUCCAUCAAAAACUGGAGAAAAAUGGCAUCCCAAGCCUCAACAGGUUACAGCAGAGCUAAGGAGCUGAAGAAAUUCGAUGAGACAAAAGCCGGUGUUAAAGGACUUAUAGAUGCCGGCACAGUAAACAUCCCCAAGAUGUUCAUACGACCAGCAGAGGAGCUUUCCCAGGAGGUCAUCAUCAAUUCUACACACACAAACAACAACAUCCAAGUUCCCAUCGUCGACCUAAGUGGCAUGGAAGUCGAUAGCCGGCGUAAGGAGAUGGUGGACCAAAUUAAGAUUGCAUCAACAGAGUGGGGUAUUUUCCAAGUAACCAAUCAUGGGAUCCCUUUGAACGUGCUGGAUGAGAUGAUAGAUGGGGUGCGUAUGUUUAACGAGCAAGAUUUGGAGUUGAAGAAAGAGAUGUACAGUCGUGACACCACAAAGCCAGUAAGGUUCGACUCCAACACUGAUUUGUAUACAUCAAAAACUGCUGAUUGGAGAGACACUCUCUUCCUUUCUUCCUUCCGUUCUGAUCUUGACCCCAGCAAAAUCCCAGCAGUGUGCAGAGUAUGUAAAGCAUAACAGAAGGUUAGGAGAAACGUUGUUCGAGUUGCUGUCGGAGGCACUCGGACUCCGAUCAGACCACCUCGGCUCGAUGGGGUGUGGCAAAGGGUGUAGCAUCGUGUGCCAUUACUAUCCGCCUUGCCCCCAACCCGAACUGACUUUGGGAGUGAAAAAACAUACGGAUCCAGGCUUCUUGAACGUGCUUUUGCAGAAUGAAAUCAACGGUCUCCAAGCCCUUCACAAGGGCCAAUGGUUAGAUGUUCACCCCACUCGAGGGGGACUGAUUGUAAACAUCGGAGAUCUUCUUCAGGUCAUACAAUUCCAUAUUCUGAUUUGGUUGAGAUUCUUGUUUCCAGAUAGCCACUAACUCAUAAGUUGUUUAUGGCAAAUUAUAUCAAAUGACAAG
This is a messenger RNA of Hibiscus syriacus, 993 nucleotides long. RefSeq names its product 1-aminocyclopropane-1-carboxylate oxidase homolog. The record is from RefSeq and is a predicted model, not a curated record. The transcript is spliced from 2 exons. NCBI's taxonomy places the organism in Eukaryota, Viridiplantae, Streptophyta, Magnoliopsida, Malvales, Malvaceae. The coding region runs from base 63 to 605 and encodes 180 amino acids.